Solenopsis invicta (red fire ant) is the source of this 1620-nucleotide messenger RNA. RefSeq lists its product as uncharacterized. The transcript has a single exon. The record is from RefSeq and is a predicted model, not a curated record. NCBI's taxonomy places the organism in Eukaryota, Metazoa, Arthropoda, Insecta, Hymenoptera, Formicidae. The coding region runs from base 277 to 1620 and encodes 447 amino acids.
AAUGAAGGAAGCUGCGAAACAACUUACUAUUCAGAUCAAUUUGGAACUUGGCCCAACGUCAUAGUACAAGGAGUGGCAAAGAUUACCCUUCGAUCUUUCUACGCCCCAGUUCACUUGGAAUCCGGUAGAAUAAUAUUAAAAUCCGGAACAGUCUGUCAACUAAAAGAUGGAACUUGCCUUGAUUCAGACGAUGGAUAUUCAUUCUGGAAAGUCGCCCCGGUAUCACCCUGUGACUUUCACCAGUACGACGUACUUUACGAAGGACGAGCAACAAAGAUGCAGGAGGAUUCGACCAACUCGGACUCCUCAGUGGUCUACAGCCUUACUACGCAAGACACAACAUUUGCACUUACUAAAACUCGAGAAAUGUCUCUGUGCGGUUACACGCUGUUCCGCACCGAGCAUCCGAAACUCUUUAUAUUGGAAACGAGUAAAGGAGAUACUCCUUCCAACCGGAAGCAGAUCCCCAUGGAAAACCUAGACAUUUUUGCAUACAUGAACUCUAAGUUCGUGUACGUCGAAAAACAUAUUCGACAACAAAUGGUUUCGUUAUAUCACAAUGUGAUGCAACAAAAGUGUGAACUCGAGAGACAAGUAAUCACUAACGCCUUGUCUUUUGCUACGUUACAACCUGACGAGUUUGCAUACCGACUAAUGAAAGGACCUGGAUACAUGGCUGUCACCGCAGGAGAAGCCAUUUUUGUAAUAAAAUGCAUACCAAUCGACGCCACCGUGCGCCGACCUAAGGAGUGUUACACGGAACUUCCAGUAACCGUGCACAACACCAGCAUGUUCCUGACUCCGAAGUCCAGAAUACUUACUAAGGUGGGAAAUCAACGAGAAUGCAACCACGAAAUGCCCACUCUGUAUCGAAUCGAAGACACCUGGGUGCAGAUGUCACCGGAUCCGCAAGUUCGACAACUGCCUCCCCAACAGCUUAAACCAAUGGCCCAAUUGACCUGGAGCUAUUUGACACCUGGACCUCUCGCUGUCAGCGGAAUCUAUUCAGAAAAGGACAUAGAACGGCUACGAGAACAUAUCAUGUUCCCCGCCGAGAAACCAGCUGUGCUUAACUCUAUUGCCCGAGGCUUAACCGGACACUCGUUCGACCCCAACACCGUUUCCUUGUAUAAUAUGUUGGACGAGGACGCACUAAACAAAAUCGCAGAAUCAGCAGCCUCUAGAGUUUGGCGAGGAUUUAUCUCAUUUGGAUCAGCUACAGCAGGAUUAUUCGGAAUAUUUCUGAUAAUCCGACUGAUAAAAAUCAUCAUCGACACUACGAUACAUGGUUACGCUUUGCACACUGCAUAUGGAUGUAGUAUGCAUCUCCUGGGAGCUUUGUGGAGCUCUAUUACUCACCUCCUUCUUCACUUGGCCAGAGGACCAGUCGACAAGGAUGAAAAACAACAGCAGGAUGAACAGAUAGCAGUCAGCAAACCAAUCUAUUCAAGUAAUGACCGUCGAGUAACAACUGAUGCGCCGACUUGCCCAGCGGAGAAUCAGCGACAACAUAUCGAGCCUACAGUCAUUGUAACUACACCUACUUAUACUUACUAUGAUUUAAAUCAAAGAUUAGAUGAGAUUAGCCAAAUUCCUCGAUCGCAGCGGAAUUUGUCUUAA